ACUCUCUAUCUCUAUCUCUCUCUCUCUAUCCUUAUAAUAGCUAGCUAGCAUCCAAAUCUUUCCCUAUAUGGAUUGGAUUUAUGGACUUUCCAACUAAGGUGAUCCUUAUGAAAUAUACAUCUAUCUCAAUCUCGAGAUAUAUACUAAUCGAUACAUAUUCUUGUAUAUUGUUUGUUAGGGAGAGAUUUCAUGAGAUAGGCAAGAAGAUCAAGAGAGAGAUCGAUGCCUCUUCUCAAAUGGGAAGGAGACACAUGUUAGGUCCUCCAGGAACCUUGAACACUAUCACACCUUGUGCUGCAUGUAAGCUCUUAAGAAGAAGGUGUGCUGAAGAAUGCCCUUUCUCUCCAUAUUUUUCUCCACAUGAGCCCCAAAAAUUUGCAGCCGUUCACAAAGUCUUCGGUGCCAGCAACGUCUCCAAGAUGCUCAUGGAGGUGCCAGAGAUUCAAAGAGCUGAUGCUGCGAAUAGUUUGGUUUAUGAAGCAAAUGUGCGGCUUCGAGAUCCAGUAUAUGGAUGCAUGGGAGCAAUUUCAGGUUUGCAACAACAGGUUCAAUCUUUACAGGCUGAGCUUAAUGCAGUGAGGGCUGAGAUACUGAGACACAAAUAUAGAGAGGCUGCUACUAAUAUCAUUUCUUCUACUCAUGCUGCUUUAGUCUCUUCUGGGGCCGUGUCGCUUGCUGUGCUGCCACCGGCUCCUCCUCCUCCUCCCCCUCCACCUCCUCCGCCCCCGCCACCUCCCCCUUCUAUUAUUGUUGUUUCUUCUAAUUCUACUUCUUUGUACACACAGCCUUCUGCUACAGUGGGAUAUAAUUCUAUUCCCACUGAUAGCGUUCCAUAUUUUGACUAAUAUAUCAGUCAUACUUAGUUCUGUCUUCACUUUAUUUUCAGAAUCAUGUUUGCUAUAGUAGAAAUAUUAUUACUUUGAUCAAUAUUGGAAUUGACCUGUUCUUUAGUUUGACAAUCCAUUUCAUGGCUUUGAAGUCAUAACUUAGAAAAAGAGAUCGAGCAUUGGGUCUUAGAACAACCAUUUGAUCAAUAUUUGAACAACAUGUUACAGGAUUCAAAGUCUUCACUUCUUUUUACAAUUUCUCAGCAACCAAACGGAGCAAAUUUGAAAAACUCAUUUCUGAGUCAUGGGUUCUUUCUUGUUUUUGUUUGUUGAUAUCAACCUCUAAUGAUUAAAUCACUUCUUCUUCUGGCCUUUAGCCAAAAAGAAACACACCCUUUUAAGCUUAAGCCACACACAAUUACAAAAUGUCUCGCAUUUAAAACUUAUUUCAUUACUCAAAACUAUCGGCCAGUAUAUCAUGCUAUUGAUAUGUUCACCCAAUAAAAAGACUUUUUUAAGUAGAUGAACGGUGCAUUUUUAUUAAAUGAAUGUACCUGCCACCUGUGGUAUACGUUACCAAUGACUGUAGUAUGUGUGACUCACCCAUUACGAUAAAUUAAGUGAUCGAUUACUGAUGUUGUAGCUUUGAUUUUCCGAGGAGUCUUGAAAAUUUGGGGUGAGAUUGAGAGUCUUGCUCAGUGGAUCAUUGCACGUGUGGGGUAUAUGCUUUUGACUGGACUUUAAAGUCUAUGAGUGUACAUGUUAGUCUGUGUCAUAUUGAUGGCCCUUCAUUAAAGGAUUUGGGGGAGACAAAAGGUAUGGUAGUUGUAAGUUAGGAACUUUGAUUUGAAGUCUGAUCAUAAGACUCAAUAACUAGAAAGCUGUAACAUUACUUUUUUUUUGUUUCUCGUUUUGGUUUUACCUUAUUACCCUUGUAUUCAAAAUGUUGUUUUGUACUUGCAAUCAGCGAGUAAUUUGCACAGAUUAUCUCAUACUGGAUAUCUAAUUUAUAUUAUAAUGUG
Cornus florida is the source of this 1849-nucleotide messenger RNA. RefSeq names its product LOB domain-containing protein 15-like. Bases 81 to 845 code for a protein of 254 amino acids. Lineage: Eukaryota; Viridiplantae; Streptophyta; Magnoliopsida; Cornales; Cornaceae. The transcript is spliced from 2 exons. The record is from RefSeq and is a predicted model, not a curated record.